AUGGGUGCUAGAUUCGAUGCACAUGACAAGAUUAGGUCAUUGGAAGACACAUACAUUGGCGAAUCCAAGGGCUUACUUCUGGCGGACUUGGAAAACAUUUGCAUCGAGAACGUGCAGACAUGUAUUUUAAUCGCUAACCUCUACGCUGCCCACCUGAACCCCUCUUCUGAAGCCCUAUUCUUCCGUAAGUGGUACACCGAGAUUCCUCUUCGGCGGCUACUUACCGUUCACAGGUAUUGGUGUCAAUCUGCUGCAAAUCAUGGAAGCCGACGCUCUAGCGACGAGACGGAACUGAGGGUUCCCUGGCAGCCGGGCCUUUGGGCGCACAAGAUUUCUCUGGUCCGCCUGUUUGGACCGAUCAAGGAUCUCAAUCAUCGCAGUGUUCAUAGAAACAUCGGUAACGACGAAAUUGAGUCGACUAUCGCGUCGCUGUCUGCGGUACUGCAAGACUGGGAACAGACAAUACCCUCAUGUGCUAGGAUGAGCAUGGAGAAUCUUGAGCGACACAUUGAAGAAGGCCAUGGGGGCGCAUUCAUCGCUAUCCACUUAGGCUAUCAUCACUACGCCACCCUACUAUACUUUCGCUUUCUCGAGCCUACAGCCUCUUCAUCACCACUGGCAGCGAUAUAUCAAGCCAAUUUGGACGAGGAUGUCCAACCUGUCCGAGAUGCCCUCAAGCCAAAUUUUGAGGCGAUCCUCGAACUGCGACGCUACUGGCCAAACACUGAGUCCAUGAUGCAUCGACUCGUCACUUUUCAGAAUUACUGCUUACUCUCCAGUGAUUACAGAACACAUACGCUUGACGGCUGGAUGCUGCGAUUUUUGAUACAAUACUCGCUUCCUCUUGGUGAGAAGGAACUUGCGCCAGUAACCGCGGGCAUGGAUCUUGACAUGGACAGCUUUGAAGCUCGUGCUCAAGAGGUCAAUGGACAGGGCAAAUACACUGCAUUUGACACUGAGGCUCUGACGUUGGAUGGCGUAAACAUGUAUAAUAUUGACGAAAGUGCUGCGAUUUAG
Fusarium tjaetaba is the source of this 1017-nucleotide messenger RNA. RefSeq lists its product as uncharacterized. The transcript is spliced from 3 exons. Bases 1 to 1017 code for a protein of 338 amino acids. The record is from RefSeq and is a predicted model, not a curated record. Gene Ontology annotation, cellular component: nucleus. NCBI's taxonomy places the organism in Eukaryota, Fungi, Ascomycota, Sordariomycetes, Hypocreales, Nectriaceae.